Messenger RNA from Peronospora farinosa, 1515 nucleotides. The record is from the annotation of a GenBank genome assembly. Lineage: Eukaryota; Oomycota; Peronosporomycetes; Peronosporales; Peronosporaceae.
AUGAACAAGGAUGCACUAGCGACGACUUUAGCUCGCGAAAUGGACCGCGUCGCACGCAAUUCCGACAAUUGGCAAGAACGGAUGACGGCGCUAAACGAGAUGCAGCGGGCCUUUAAACAAUUGGAGAGCCAUCCACCUAUUGGUACUGUAGCUGCCAGUCUCAGUACUGAAGUAUGGAAGACACUAAGGCCACUUAAGAACAUGGUGCAGGAUUUACGGUCACAGAUUGUCAAGGAGGUCUGUUCACUGCUCACGACCAUAUCACGCGUUGCACGGGACGCUAUGGCUCCAUUCCUACGCGAUGUCUUGCCUACUCUUGUAGAAGUUUGCGGUAGUGGCAAUAAAGUCUGUGGUUCGUACUGCGGCGACUGUCUGGAAGCCAUUGUCACACAGACGGUAAUCAAAGGUGCCACACUGCGGCUCUUUGUCGACAUUUUGCUCGAGAGUAAAAGUAAACGCAUCCGAUUGUGCUGCAUCUCGUGUCUGCGCCACGCGCUUGUCACGUGGAGUUCCGUACUGGACAAAGGUGACGUGCUACAGCUGGAAAGGGGACUGCGUCAUGCUUUAUACGACGCUAGCUCCUCGUGUCGAACGCAGGCGCACGAGCUUUUUAAAGUCUUCCAAACGUUAUUCCCCAAACAUGCGCUAGUCGUCAUGAGCACGGUCGAUUACAAGAUUCAAAAACGUCUCGAGACAUUUUUGUCCUCGGAUGUGGUCGAUUCAAUGAAAGACACAGCGUCAAAUGCCAGCGUAGAUGAUAAUAUAGCGCCAGUGCAGCAAGUACAAGCAUUAGCGGGCUUCAACUUGGAUGUUGGUGAUCGUGUGUGCAUUCUAGACAAAGAGUUUUUCGGUAUUGUGCGGUUCUUGGGUGAAAUUAUCGGCGUCAAAGGAGUGUGGGUGGGUAUCGAGCUGGACAAAGCUUAUGGCAAGAACGAUGGCGGCGUUAAAGGAAGAUACUACUUUCGCUGUAAACCAAAGCACGGCAUUUUCGCGCGUCCGCAGCAAGUUUUUCUAACAAUGUCAAGGUCAAAGUUUCAUGAACAGCAACUUCAGCAGCAACGAAAAAUUCAAGACGGGGACAGCUUUGCCCAAGGAAGCGAUGCGGGUAGUGCAGCGGAGCUCGGUGAUGAGCUAGAACAUAAUAGAGGUACUGAACCGCCGGUAACAGCAGAGGAAGUGGCACAACCAUCCCCUAGCUCCCCACCGCCGGCACCGGCACCUGCUUCAUCGUUGGACCUGCCCGCUCCAACUGAUAAACUUGAACCCUCCAAGCUGACUUUAGUACUGAAGCAAGCCUCCGUGGCACACAGGCAAUACCUAAAUCGCCUACUUAUUCAUGUCCGCGCGGAGCUGGAGGAGCACGAGCGUUUUCAAAAUUACGGAGCAACAGCUAGCUCGGCUGAUGCAGUUCAGUACCUGCAGCAACUUCAAAAUAGCGCGCAGGACAAAAUCGUUCUUUCUGAUGAGUUUAUCCAAAAGGUCAUCCAAGCCCAACAGGCUGCGCGAGAAUCAUAA